This is a messenger RNA of Paracoccidioides brasiliensis Pb18, 279 nucleotides long. RefSeq lists its product as uncharacterized. The record is from RefSeq and is a predicted model, not a curated record. The transcript is spliced from 2 exons. The coding region runs from base 1 to 279 and encodes 92 amino acids.
AUGGGAUAUCCCGGAGAAGGGUGCGUGCUGCUAAUCGAGCGACUGGAAAAUGGCUUCCAACAAAAUCAAAUGCACAGAGUGCACCGUCGCAGUCUCUGCAACUACGAAACUACAGUAAACACCCUUCCAGAAGCUCCCCUUGGCGGAUUUUUGUUCUUGGGGAUCAAAGUAUCAAAAACGUCUGAAAUUCAAAGAUGCAUCAAUGGAUCCUUUAUGGCCGUAGGGGCUGUUGUUCCGGUUGACCGUCAGGCCCUGAAAUUCCAUGAUGCAGCAGAUUAG